Molecule: messenger RNA, 5684 nt
Organism: Erythranthe guttata (spotted monkey flower)
Lineage: Eukaryota; Viridiplantae; Streptophyta; Magnoliopsida; Lamiales; Phrymaceae
Gene: SAC9
Product: sacI homology domain-containing protein / WW domain-containing protein
Molecular function (GO): phosphatase activity; protein binding
Source: RefSeq, a predicted model, not a curated record
CUGUUUAGCGGUUUUUACUUUCGUUCUUCGUCGUCAACUGGUUGCGUUCUUGUUAAUCCCGCUGAUGAUUCGUGCUGAAUUUGGUCUGUAACAGAGCCACCACCACCACCGCCACCACCAUCACCACCACCAUUCCUCCUUUCAUUUUAAUUUUCUAAUUACUUUAGCGCCGUCUCAGAAGCAGCGCUCGACCUACCGUCAGCGCUCCGUCGGCCGUCCGCCGGCACACCCGAGCACGAUUAGGCUCUGGUUUCUCCGUAAUCGAGGUCCCAAAUUUCCCGAUCUUCAAAACCUAGCUGCCGAAUUGCAUCGUAAGAACUCAAUCUCCGGUCCGCUCCACCUACUGAUGUAUUGUUCGUUCCACCAAUUAGAGUUGUGCACUUCAAGACCUUCAAGACCGGGUUAACCUGUGAAGCAUGGAAUCAUCCGCUGGUUGUCUAAGGGAUACUUCUGUUGUUGUUGUCACAUUGGAGUCAAGUGAAGUGUAUAUUAUCGUCAGUUUGUCUACUAAGACUGAUACUCAGGUUAUCUAUAUUGAUCCGACAACUGGGGCUCUUCGUUAUUCUGCAAAGCAGGGUUAUGAUGUUUUCAAGUCCCAAAAAGAAGCAUUAGAUUAUGUCACCAAUCAUUCAAAAUGGCUUUGCAAGAGUAUAACAUAUGCAAGUGCUAUAUUAGGCUAUGCAGCACUUGGCAGCUACGCUGUAUUGCUGGUAGCAACAAGAUUGACUGCCGGUAUACCAAAUUUGCCCGGUGGAGGAUGUGUUUACUCUGUAACUGAGAGCCAGUGGAUUAGAGUUUCACUCCAGAAUCCUCAACCACAGAGUAAAACCGAAAUUAAGAAUGUUCAAGAACUGACUGAGUUUGACAUAGAUGGGAAACAUUACUUCUGUGAAACUAGGGACAUAACUCGACCCUUUCCAAGUCGUAUGCCAGUGCAGAACCCUGAUGAUGAAUUUGUGUGGAAUAAAUGGUUCUCCGUGCCUUUCAAAAACAUUGGGCUUCCCCAGCAUUGUGUCAUUCUUCUGCAGGGAUUUGUUGAAUCCAAAACUUUUGGUAGCCUUGGGCAGCAGGAGGGGGUUGUUGCACUCACUGCUCGUCGUAGUAGGUUGCAUCCUGGAACUCGGUACCUAGCCAGGGGUUUAAACUCAUGUUAUAGCACAGGCAAUGAAGUUGAGUGUGAACAACUUGUUUGGGUUCCCAAAAGAGCUGGUCAAAGUGUUCCAUUCAGUACGUAUAUUUGGCGUAGAGGCACCAUUCCUAUGUGGUGGGGUGCUGAAUUAAAGCUUACUGCUGCAGAAGCAGAAAUAUAUGUAUCGGAGCGUGAUCCUUAUAAAGGAAGUGCUCAGUACUAUCAGAGGUUGUCUGAAAGAUAUGAUGCACGAAAUUUGGAUGCAGCUGUUGGUGGUAGUCAGAAAAAAAGUGCUUUGGUUCCAAUCGUAUGCGUCAACUUAUUAAGGAACGGAGAAGGGAAAUCAGAAUGCAUUUUAGUUCAGCAUUUUGAAGAAUCCUUGAAUUAUAUUCGUUCCACUGGAAAACUUCCUCAUACUCGAAUUCACUUGAUAAAUUAUGAUUGGCAUGCCAGUGUAAAAUUGAAAGGUGAACAGCAAACAAUUGAAGGACUAUGGUAUCUUCUAAAGGCACCCACAGUUUCUAUUGGCAUUGCUGAGGGCGAUUAUUUACCUACUCGCGAAAGGAUUAAGAAUUGCAAAGGUGAAAUAAUCUUGAAUGAUGACUAUGAUGGCGCCUUCUGCUUAAGAUCACAUCAAAAUGGAGUAAUUCGUUUCAAUUGUGCGGAUUCUUUGGAUAGAACAAAUGCUGCUAGUUUCUUUGGUGCUCUCCAGGUUUUUAUGGAGCAGUGUAGACGGUUAGGCAUAUCACUUGACAGUAAUAUGGCUUAUGGUUAUCAAUCAGCUGGUAACAAUGCUGGAUAUGUUGCUCCGUUGCCUCCUGGCUGGGAGAAACGGUCUGAUGCAGUGACUGGGAAAGCAUAUUAUAUUGAUCAUAACACUAGGACUACAACCUGGAGUCAUCCUUGUCCAGAUAAACCGUGGAAAAGAUUUGAUAUGACCUUUGAGGAGUUUAAGAGAUCAACAAUCUUAUCACCUGUAUCUCAGUUAGCUGAUCUAUUCUUAACUGCUGGUGAUAUUCACGCAACCUUAUAUACGGGUUCCAAAGCCAUGCACAGCCAAAUUCUUAGCAUUUUUAACGAGGAAGCAGGAGGCAAGUUUAAACAGUUCUCUGCUGCACAGAAUAUGAAAAUCACCCUACAGAGAAGAUAUAAGAACGCAGUUGUAGAUAGUUCGCGUCAGAAGCAAUUACAGAUUUUUCUGGGACUAAGGCUCUUCAAACAUUUUCCUUCAGCCAUGAUACAUCCUUUACAUGUUCCUUCUCGGCCUUUCGGAUGCUUUUUGAAGCCAGUUCCAAGCAUGUUUACAUCUUCUGAUGGUGGAGCCAGUCUUCUGAGUUUUAAAAGAAAAGACCUUAUAUGGGUUUCUGCACAUGCUGCAGACGUGGUUGAACUCUUUAUCUAUCUUGGCGAGCCUUGCCAUGUUUCUCAGCUUCUUCUCACUGUUGCGCAUGGUGCUGAUGAUACUACUUUUCCAUCAACAGUUGAUGUGAGAACUGGGCGCUAUUUGGAUGGACUUAAACUUGUUCUUGAGGGAGCUUCUGUACCUCAAUGUGCAAAUGGUACAAACAUUGUGAUACCAUUAACAGGACCAACCAGUCCUGAAGAUAUGGCUGUCACUGGGGCAGGUGCACGUUUACAUGCACAACAGCCCUCUAACCCGUUCAUGUUAUAUGAUUUUGAAGAACUGGAGGGAGAACUUGAUUUUCUUACUCGUUUCGUAGCGGUAACAUUUUACCCUGCUGUGCCUGGAAGAGGCCCAAUGACACUUGGUGAGGUAGAGAUCCUUGGAGUUUCUCUUCCAUGGAGGUCAUUAUUUUCUCAUGGCGACGGUGCUGCUAGAUUUAUUGAACACGUAAAUGGUCAAACAAAAGAAAUAAACCCUUUUCUGUCCGAAACAAAUUCCAAUACAUUAGCUGCUGUCGUAACAAAUGAUAGAAAGCCUCCAUCAUUGCAGUCAGAAUCAUCAGCCAUCCCGUUGAUUGACCUUCUGACUGGAGAAGUAAUACUUCCAGACUCUAAUUCUCAGCCAGUUGCAGAAAGUGUUGUUCACGAGGGGAGUGACUUACUUGACUUCUUGGAUGAUGUUGUCACUCAGCCAGUUUCUGGUGGAAUGAACCAGUCCAAGAAUGUUUCAUCCCAAGGACCUUCAGAUAAUGGUUCUCAACAAUAUAUUAGAUUGUUCAAACUUUUAGCUGGGCCUGACUGGCAGGAUAGAAGUUUAGAUUUCAUGGAAUCUAUGAAGCUGGAAAUAGAGCGUUUUCGGCUUAAUCUUUCUGCUGCUGAAAGGGAUAGAGCCCUCUUAUCAAUAGGCAUUGAUCCUGCUAGCAUAAAUCCACAUAUGUUGCUCGAGGAUUCAUAUAUGGGACAACUAUACAAGGUGGCAAGCUCCCUUGCAUUGCUUGGGCAGGCUUCAAUAGAAGACAAAAUUACUGCUUCAAUUGGGCUUGGAACAUCUGAUAAAAAAUCGGUUGAUUUCUGGAACAUUACUGCAAUUGGGGAGAGGUGUUCAGGUGGUGCAUGCCAAGUUCUUGCUGAAACUGGGCAUGCUGCUGGUGCAUCCUUGACGUCAUCAUCUUCAAUGACUUCGGAAUCCAUUUUUGUCUGUACUGAAUGUAGAAGAAAGGUUUGCAGAGUUUGUUCUGCAGGUAAAGGAGCUCAUCUGCUUGCAUCUUAUAACUCAAAGGAGAAUUCAGCUUACAAUGGUGUAACUAGCCAAGGAGGAUCAGUCCAUGGAAAUUCGGCUGAUGCAUCUUCAAAUCACUCAGCAACCCUUGAUGGGGUUAUGUGUAAAUCAUGCUGCAAUGAAGUUGUCCUUGAUGCACUGAUUUUGGACUAUGUUAGGGUCUUGAUUAGCCAACGGAGAAGAACUAGGGCGGGUGACGCUGCAGAGAAAGCACUCUUCCACGUAUUUGGAUUGUCUUCGAGAAAUUUAAUUCCUGAAAGAGACGAAUUUCUAAAGAGUCAAGGAACUGCUACUAAGGUCUUAGAGAAGUUAACAGAUGGAGAAGAAUCGCUUGCAGAGUUUCCAUUUGCCAGCUUUCUACACCCGGUUGAGACAGCAGCAGGUUCAGCACCCUUGUUAUCAUUGGUUGCUCCUUUAAAUUCUGGGUCACAAGAAUCUUACUGGAGAGCACCCCCUAGCAUCUCGUCUGUGGAAUUUGUCAUUGUCCUCAGCGAUAUUUCUGAUGUCUCUGGUGUUGUCCUUCUGGUUAGUCCAUGUGGCUAUUCGAUGUCCGAUGCUCCUACUAUACAAAUCUGGGCUAGCAAUAAAGUAGACAAGGAAGAGAGAACAUGCACAGGGAAAUGGGAUAUGCAGUCUCUGGUUACAUCUUCAUCCGAACUUUGUGGUCGAGAAAAGUCACUUCAAGACGGCAAAUUGCCUAGACAUGUCAAAUUUGCCUUCAGGAAUCCUGUCAGAUGCCGCAUCAUUUGGGUGACCAUGCGUCUCCCAAGACUUGGUUCUAAUUCUGUCAACAUUGAAAGAGACUUCAAUCUUUUUUCCAUGGAUGAAAAUCCCUUUGCGCAAAUCGACCGGCGUGCGUCCAUUGGUGGAGAAAUUAAUAGUGAUCCAUGCAUUCAUGUGAAAAGAAUUCUAGUGGUUGGCAAAUCUGUUGGAAGAGAAAUAGUGUCGUCCUCACAAGGUUCUGACCAAGUAAAUGUGAAAAACUGGUUGGAGAGAGCUCCACCACUGAACCGAUUCAAGAUUCCAAUUGAGGUCGAAAGAUUAAUAGACAAUGAUCUUAUUCUGGAACAAUUUCUACCACCAGCUUCACCUAUGCUUGCUGGAUUUCGUCUGGAUGGUUUCAGUGCAAUAAAGCACCGAGUUAACCACUCGCCUGCUUCAGAUGUAGAUAUAGAUGGUAGUAACUCUCUUUUAGACGAGAGGCUCACAAAUCCUGCCGUGCUCUAUAUUCAAGUCUCCGCCCUCCAGGAGUCCCACAAUAUGGUCACUGUUGCAGAGUAUCGUCUACCAGAAGUCAAAGCAAACACACCCAUGUACUUUGACUUCCCUCGCCAGAUAAGCACUCGUCGUGUAACAUUUCGGCUACUUGGAGAUAUUGCUGCAUUUUCCGAUGACCCGUCAGAACAAGAUGACUCGGAAUUCAAAGCUUAUCCAUGGGCUGCAGGGCUGUCUUUGGCAAACAGAGUUAAGUUGUACUAUUAUGCCGAUCCUUACGAAUUGGGGAAAUGGGCCAGUCUUUCUGCUGUCUGAUUAACACACAUCCAACUCUCUGCACUGAAAAAAGGCGAAUUCUUGAGAAUCUCAUUUUAUUUCGGUAUAGUACGUUUCUAUUUUCUUUGCUUGAUUGUUCGAACAUUAGAGUUGGGAAUGCUGCCAUUUUUUUGUAAAUUAGCAAUUUGUGAUUCUUCUUGUUUAUGGUCUUGAGUUUAUGUAAUCGAAUUAUUCAUUUUUUUUUUCUUUCUUUUUUUCGUCUUAAAUGUGUAAUGUUGUAUAAAGUAUAAAACCGACAUCCUUCGUUUGGUGCGAUGUUGCCUGCAUUUUACCUGGUGUUUUUGCAAAUGGAAUGUAGGAAACUACGGUCUCUUGAUUUCA